This is a messenger RNA of Ictalurus punctatus (channel catfish), 3015 nucleotides long. RefSeq names its product LIM homeobox 6a (gene lhx6a). Gene Ontology annotation, cellular component: nucleus. Bases 342 to 1328 code for a protein of 328 amino acids. The record is from RefSeq and is a predicted model, not a curated record. The transcript is spliced from 8 exons. Gene Ontology annotation, biological process: regulation of transcription by RNA polymerase II; forebrain neuron development; neuron differentiation. Lineage: Eukaryota; Metazoa; Chordata; Actinopteri; Siluriformes; Ictaluridae. Gene Ontology annotation, molecular function: RNA polymerase II transcription regulatory region sequence-specific DNA binding; DNA-binding transcription factor activity, RNA polymerase II-specific.
GAGGGGGGGAUUUGUAGACGCGCGUUUAUGUCGGUGUUUUUAUUGUUUUUAAGCGCAUAUAUAGGGCGAAUAGAGAGACACAGUAUGUGUGCGCGCGUGUGUGUAAGAGAGAGAGAGAGAGAGAGAGAGAGAGAGAGAGAGAGAGAGAGAGAGAUGCCGCAAGUUGACGUCGCCUCGCCGUUGAAUUGUGUCUUUGUAGGUGAUUCGUGCACACGCACACACGCGCGCUCGCACGCACACACACACACACACACACACGCACGCACGCACACGCACACGCGCGGUAUACCGGGAGCGUCACGCCGCGUGGACACCCGACACCGACACGCCGACACGCCGACAUGUCCCACUCCGACGGCGAGUCUCAGAGGUCGGUGAUGGAGAAAGAGGAGCCGCGCUGCUCCCCCAGUCCUCCGUCCACGCCGUCCAUCUGCUCGCCCACAUCCAGCGCCUCCGCCUCGUCCGUCCCCUCCACCGGCAAGAACGUGUGCGCGAGCUGCGGCCUCGAGAUCCUGGACAGGUACCUGCUCAAGGUGAACAAUCUGAUGUGGCACGUGCGCUGCCUGGAGUGCUCAGUGUGCAGGACGUCACUGCGCCAACACAGCAGCUGCUACAUCAAAAACAAGGAGAUCUUCUGCAAAAUGGAUUAUUUCAGUAGGUUUGGUACUAAGUGUGCCCGCUGUGGGCGCCAGAUCUACGCCAGCGACUGGGUGAGGCGAGCUCGCGGUAACGCUUACCACCUGGCCUGCUUCGCCUGCUUCUCCUGCAAACGCCAGCUUUCCACCGGAGAGGAGUUCGGCCUGGUCGAGGAGAAGGUGCUGUGCAGGAUCCACUACGACACCAUGGUGGAGAACCUGAAGCGGGCUGCUGAGAGCGGAAGUGGCCUGACGCUGGAAGGAGCCGUGCCGUCGGAGCAGGACAGCCAGCCCAAACCGGCUAAACGCGCUCGCACGUCCUUCACCGCUGAGCAGCUGCAGGUGAUGCAGGCUCAGUUCGCGCAGGAUAACAACCCUGAUGCGCAGACGCUGCAGAAGCUUGCGGACAUGACGGGGCUGAGCAGACGAGUCAUACAGGUCUGGUUUCAGAACUGUCGAGCGAGACACAAAAAGCACACGCCGCAGCACGGCGGCCCUCCUCAGGCCCACCCGCAGGCACGCAUGCCCCCGUCGCUGCCUGACGAGCUGCAUUACUCGCCCUUCGGCAGCCCGGAGAGAGCGCGCAUGGUGGCGCUGCGCGGCUACAUCGACAGUCAUCCGUUCUCGGUGCUGACUACACAGAGUCUCCCUCACCAGGCAAUGUCUCUGCCGCAGCUGCCCCUCAGCCGCUAACGACCCCGCCACAUUGACCCCGACCCCUCAACCCUGACCUCCCGCUCCUGACUUCCGUCCGUCCGCUCUUCAGAGGUCGCCUCCGGCUGAAGGACAGGGUCACCGUCCCCGCGUGCUCUUGACCUCCGACCUCGCCAGGAGAGAGGGGGGGGGGAGGCGGGGGGUGUUUCCUCCUGCCUUUCAGUGGACAGGAUUUUCCUCACCUGCAGGCGAGUCUCACACACCCGUGAGCCGUUAGCGUCGGCCCGGGACCUCGUUAACGAGAACCGGGACCAGGAUUUGGACCUCGAAUGCACGCACUGAAGAGCGGUUUGAGUUUGACCGCUCGAAACAUUCCCGGUUAUUACUGCAGGAUUAAAACGCGAUAAAGACGUGAGACCCACGGAGCGAGACGUGGGACGUAGCGGGAAGGUUCCGUCUCUCGCUCCGAGAAAAAAAAAAUUUUUUUUUGAGAAAAACAAUAACAGAAAUAAAAUAAAUAAAUAAAACCGAUCAGUGGUGAUUUGUCGAGUAUGGCGCUGGAUCUGUGCGUUUGUUCCCGAGUGUUUACAUGGAUCUAUAGCACAGCCUGCAUGUGCCACCUCUCUCUCUCCCUCUCUCUCUCUCCCUCUCUCUGUGUCUGACUCCUUCGGAUGGAUUUAUCAGCGAAAAGCCACUUUCAUCGCCUGCGAACAUCUGCGUCUCUGCUCCGUCAGGCGUACAACAACCCACGGAGCCCGAUUACCGCCCGGAGACGGCGGCUGAGCCGAACGGCUUCACAAAACACACAUCUCGUAUCGCCGUCCUGACCGAGGACGGGCGAUACGAUGUGGAGGGGGAAAAUAUCUCAAUACUUGAAGACGCUUUUCAGAGUAAACAAAGAUGCACCAUCGUAUGUAGAGGUUGAAGUGAACUGCAGUGCCACAGGAUGGAAAAACUAGUCGAAUUAUUUAAAAAAUGGUAUUAAAUUGGUAUAGAAUAGCAAUCUUACUUGUUACUGUAAGUAAUACUGGAGUCAGUCAGUGUUAUAAAAACUCACCAUACUCACAAUAUCUAAGAAGAAGAAGAAGAAGAAGAAAAAAAAAACAACAACCCAUACUUCCCUGAUUGCAACAUGCUUUGGCUUUUUUUUGUUGUUUAUUUUUUUAUGAUCAAAUUCUCAAUGUUGUACCCAGAGAGCAGGAAGAGAUGAACGGAAAACCGAGUACAUGUAAAAAAAAAAAAAAAAAAAAAAAAAAAAAAAAAGACAAAAACACGUACACGUAUUUUUUUUUAUUUAAGUCGUGUCCUGACGUGAAAUGGGAGCAGAAUAUGUGUGUGUGUGUGUGUGUGUGUGUGUGUUUCUCUGUUUCUUCGCUGAUUUUGUGUCUGCCAUGUUAGCUUGUGCCUCGGUUCCUGCGGUGUAAAACGCGAGCGCGCGGCUCGGCCCGGACUCUGACGUGGCGUGGGAAUGAUUUGGGGAAAGAAAAAAAAAAGAAAAAGAAAAAAAGAAAAGCUAUCGCUGUCACUAAACUGUAUAUUUGUAUUGCGGAGUACGCUUGUGUGUUCUGAGCUCGGUCGUGGGGGAGGAUGAGGAUGAGGAUGAGGAUGACGCCUCGACGUUCUUGUAUUUAUUGAAACUGAUAUUAGCCUGUAAAGCACUUUUUUUCCCCUUGUCCCGUUGUCUGUUUUGUAAAAUUGAAAUAAAUAAAGUGGAUGAAUGACGUGG